AUGGCAGCAUCGAAUGAUGUUUUGGACGACAUGCUAGCCGAAGCUGCACUUCUUUCAGAGCCAGACCCUGACUCGGCGCAGCCGAGAACAUCAGGGGAACUCACAGAAAUUGAGCAACCGAGAGCAAAACGGGCCCGUACGUCGGGAAAAACGGGGAAAGCUGGCGCUGCCAGUGUAAUAAAACCCGUUCACGCCAUCAGCAGUGAUGUUGUCACCGAGGCUGAAAAUGGCGCCAAAGUCACUCUAGAGGAGCUCAGUCAUAAAGUUACUCAACUCGCUGAGAUAAUCAACUCCUUUGCUCCAGUAGUGAAAGAACUCAAAGGUGCUUAUGAUACUGCGCAACAACAGGACGGCGCUAGUGUUUCUGAAGGGGAAAUCGAGGAUGACCUUCUGAAUGACGAAGCAACUGACUCGCUCCCUGCCAGCCAAAACGGUGCGCUGGUAGACGACCUUGUCCACGAAGUGACUGAAAGUGAACCUACAGACCACGCAUUACCGGAAAAAAUUUCCACCAUCCUUAACAAUAUUUUAGCUUCGGGACUGAACGAGCAGGCAUUAGCCAAACGGAAAGAAAGUGUGAAAAGACCAGAAAACUGCAACCUCUUACGUGUUACUAAAGUGAACCCCGAGAUUUGGGACAUCGCAAGGAAACCAACGCGUAGCAUGGAUGCCAGGCUGCAAAAAUUGCAAGAGGCCUUAAUAAAAGGCCUCAUUCCAAUAUCCCGAUUUGCUGGGAUAGUUGGUGAAUCUUUGGGUAAAGACCCUAAAGUACCUGUGCUACCUCCAGAGGAACUCUGGGAAGGGUUGUCAACCUCUGUCCUCCUUAUUGCAUCAGCCAAUCAUGAUUUGAACAUGUGUCGUAGAGACUUGUUCAAAGCAGACCUUGAUGAAAAUUACAAGGCAAUCUGCAGCAGCAAAGAACCUGUUGCAGCCGAGUUGUUCGGUGAUGAUUUGACUGAACGGCUAAAGACGGUGAAAGAAAGUAAAAAGGCUGCCCAGCAGUUGACAAGCCAGAAGCGGAAACACACAUUUGCUCCUCGCCCAGGCACCUCAAAUACCUCCAAUGCUCAUUUUUUAUUCCAACGACGGGGCGGCCAGUCUCAGGGCCGACCCCGGGGAAAAUUUCAGCACCGGAGACGAACAGACACAUUCAGGACAGGGGGGAAAUCUGUGACACAGAAAUAA
Messenger RNA from Paramuricea clavata, 1185 nucleotides. The record is from the annotation of a GenBank genome assembly. Lineage: Eukaryota; Metazoa; Cnidaria; Anthozoa; Malacalcyonacea; Plexauridae.